AUGAUGUCCUGGUUGGUAAUCGCGUCUCUCGCGGUUGUGUUGCUUGCAUGGGCCAGGCAACGCGAGGCGAGACAGACACACCGACAAGCGUUGGCGAGCGGGAAGCCUGUCAGAAAAGACGCCAAGGGACGACGAGAUGUUACAGUCUCUACCCCCCAGAUAGAACCGCUGGAUGGCUUCGACUGGGAACAGACGAAACCGAAGAAAUUCCGCCCCUUCAAGCCAAUCUACCACAUCACCAUGGGACUGCAAGCCAGCAACCCGUCCGAAUUGAUCACCAUGGACCACGACUACGCCGACAAGAUGGAGUUCAGACGCAAGACCAUCGCGUCGCACCCAGACGCCGUCAUCGGCGCCCUGCGGCCAGAGGGCCUCGCGCCCGCGCAGGAGCUGUACACGUACCUGCUGGGCGAGUACCUGCCGACGCGGUACCCUCGCAUGUUCACGCUCGAGGACGAGGGCGGGACGCUGCGUAACCACGUCACGGGCCGUACUUGCGCGACCGUGCCGCCGUCCGACGACGUCGAGGUGCUCCUGCGCACGCUGGGCGAGACGGUCGAGGACGACUUGUUCAUCCUGGUGCGGACGCCCGCCGGGCAGCACAGGAUGGUCGCGUUUGUGUGCUGUCAUCCGGCCGGGUUCAAUCCGGCGGACAAGCUGGGGAUGGUCCUUGCCGACAUUCACGGCCCGGUCCCGUCGUAUGAGAAGAUUGGGCCCAGCAUGGAGCGGUUCUUUGCAAAGUUGGAGGUUGGGGAGGUGGUCAAGAGGUUGAAUUGGGCAAUCACCACCGAACCGCAACUGUUCACCCCCUCGGCAUAUCAUGUUCACGAGGGCGAUGAGGUCCAGAAAGACGAGGAGAUUGACAUUGAAAAGACUCGACUUCGCGUCGAACUGCAGUCGCUAUCCAGACUUCCCAAAACAAGGGCGGUCCUCUUCUCCUUCAAGUCAUACCUCUACCCGGUGGUGGACAUCAAGGAGGAGGGUCUGGGUCCGGAACUGGCAGACGCCAUCGAAGGUCUCAAGAAGGGCAAUGCGCCGGGAAUGUGGAUGUAUAAAGGAGGGGUGCGAUGGGGCAAGGGAGUUUGCGAAUAUCUGCGGAGCUAG
This is a messenger RNA of Pyricularia pennisetigena, 1104 nucleotides long. RefSeq lists its product as uncharacterized. Bases 1 to 1104 code for a protein of 367 amino acids. Lineage: Eukaryota; Fungi; Ascomycota; Sordariomycetes; Magnaporthales; Pyriculariaceae. The transcript has 5 exons. The record is from RefSeq and is a predicted model, not a curated record.